AUGCGUCUACAAUUUCUGACUUUAGGUGUCUUAGCAGUGACUUCCGAAGUAUUUGCUGAUGAACAUGAUCAUAGUCAAGAUAAUAAUAACAACAAUGAACACAAAGCUAGUUUAAUAGGUUUCCCUGACAGUAGAAACAAUGAUCACUUUUGGGAUAAACACCAUGAAGGUAACCAUGAAAGGGAUCAUGAAAAAGACCACGAUAGAAAUCAUGAUGGUGAUCAUGACAAGGAUCAUGAUGGGAACCAUAAUAAGGACACUAAUGGAGAACAUGACAGAGACCAUGAUAGGAACCACGAUAAUGAACAUGACAAGGAUCACAAUAAGGAUCAUGGCAGAGACCAUAACAGGAAUCAGGACAGGGACCAUGACAGAGACCAUGAUAAGGACCAUGACAAGGAUCACAAUAAGGACCAUGACAGGAACCACGAUAAUGAACAUGACAAGGACCAUGACAGGAUUCACGACAGGGACCAUGACAAGGAUCACAAUAAGGAUCAUGACAAAGACCAUGAUAAGGACCAUGACAGGGACCAUGACAGAGAUCAUAACAGGGACCAUGACAAGGACCAUGACAGGAAUCACGACAGGGACCAUGACAAGGAUCACAAUAAGGAUCAUGACAAAGACCAUGAUAAGGACCAUGACAGGGACCAUGACAGGGAUCAUGACAAAGACCAUGAUAAGGACCAUGAUAGGAAUCACGACAGGGACCAUGACAAGGAUCACAAUAAGGAUCAUGACAAAGACCAUGAUAAGGAUCAUGACAGGGAUCAUAACAGAGAUCACGAUAGGGAUCACAAUAGAAAUAAUGAUGGGGAGCAUCGCAAAGACCAUGACAAAGACUAUAACAAAGAUAAUGAUAGGAAUAAUGAAAGGGACCAUGACAGGGAUCAUGACAAUGACCAUAACAAGGAUCAUAAUAAGGACCAUGAGAGAGAUCACGAUAUGGAUCAUGACAGAGCUCACGAUAUGGAUCAUGACAGAGCUCAUGAUAUGGAUCAUGACAGAGCUCACGAUAUGGAUCAUGACAGAGCUCACGAUAUGGAUCAUGACAGAGACCAAAACAAGGAAUAUAAUCGAGAUCACAAUGAAGGACUUAAUAGAGACUAUAACAGGGAUCCAGAGAGAGAUGCAAAACAUUGGGAACAUAAAACAAAACAUCAUUCAAGUAUCCAUCAUUCGUCCUCUCUUCAACCAAUUUCAACAAACUGUCCAUCUUCUUCACAUCAUUCAUCCUCUUCACACCAUAUGUCUUCUUCUUCUCUAAAGCCAACUUCAACUCAUCAUUCUUCAAAAUCUAAAUCUAAAUCUAAAUCACAACACCAAUCAACUUCAUUUCUUUCUUCUUCUUUGAAACCAACUAGUAUAAUCAGUUUAAGUUCAUCACAUGAAAAGUCAGCAACAGUUUUCCCAAAUACAACAAUAACUACACAUAUUAUAUCAACAAUCACCAAAUGUGUUUCUAAUAAUUGUUCCACACAAUUAACAACCAUAAUUCAGCCUGUGACUGUUACAAGCGAAGUUACUAAAUUAACGAUACUGACCAAAUGUCAAGAAAACAUUUGUUCUACUAUUGUGACAUCUUGCCCAACAACAGAAACAACUACUAUAGUUCCACCACCAACAGAAGUAACUACAAAUAUUGUGGUAUCACCAACUACUGCUGCCACUACUGUGUCUCCGGAAACAUCAUUAGUCACUACUACCAAAACUACACCUGUAGUAUCACCAGUGACUCCUGCUAUAAUUUCUCCAGUAACCUCAGUAGCCACUCCUCCUACAAAUGUUGUUGUUAAUACUAUUCCAAACAUAGUAUCUUCCGCAGCUAUCCCUUCAACAAAUACGGUUCCAGUUUCCAUUAAAUUUAGUACUACCUCACCAAUUAUUUCACCAACUACAGGUGUUGUCACACAACCUGCAUCCAUGACUAAGGUCCUUACCGCACCUACACAAACCACCGAAAUACAAUCACCAAGUCCAUCUCUUUCUCCUUUCAAAGGUUCAGCCAAAAAAUUAACAACUAAUAAUCUUUUAGUGGCUGCUGCUAUGGCUUUGCUAGUAUGA
Molecule: messenger RNA, 2067 nt
Organism: Arxiozyma heterogenica
Lineage: Eukaryota; Fungi; Ascomycota; Saccharomycetes; Saccharomycetales; Saccharomycetaceae
Exons: 1
Coding region: 1-2067 (688 amino acids)
Source: RefSeq, a predicted model, not a curated record